AUGGACCCACUCAGCCAAGGUACAUGGACAAGUUUCCCCAUGAACACGAGGAUUCCAUCUUCAACGUUUGGCCUUUGUGACUUCAACCCUAUCUCUACUCUCAUCCAUAAUCUCAGCGUAGCUCCAUCAUCGAGACUACAUUACUUGUAUACAAUCCCCAUACAAGGGAAUGAGAAGCCAUUUAGAGCCAUUCAUCUCUGUCCUCAAGAUUACUUGUACCGAAACACCAUAGAUCCCCCGACCCGAAUCUCAACCACGUCUCAUCUCACCAACCACACACUCAUCAACAUCAACAUCAAUAUCACCAUCACCACCGCCAUCACAACCCUCACAAAAAAAAAUGGCCUCCCAAGACCCCCUCUUCUCAAUCCCCAUUCCCCCAAUCCCCUCCCACCAAGGCGGCACCAUAACCUGCACAACCCCAGCACCCCUCGUCUACCUCCUAACCUGGUCCUCCCCCCCGACAACCGCCUCACAACCCCUUUCUGCCGCGCCCUCCUCGCCGCCCUCGACAUCAUCGAAUUCUCCCUCCCCGUCGGCGUCCUCAUCACAACCUCCGCCAUCCCAAAAUUCUACUCCAACGGCCUCGACCUCGAACACGCCUUCGCCACCCCGCACUUCUUCCCAGACACUCUAUACGCCCUCUUCAAACGCCUCCUCACCUACCCGAUGCCAACCGUCUCUUUGAUCCCAGGCCACGCCUUCGCAGGCGGCUUCAUGACGGCAAUGCACCACGACUACCGCGUAAUGAACCCCCAAAAGGGCUUCCUCUGCAUGAACGAGCUCGAGUUCGGCGCGCCCCUGAAAGCGCCAAUGUCGUCCAUCUUCCGCAUCAAGUGCGCCUCCCCCAAAAUCUACCAAGACAUCGUCCUCGAAGCGAAACGCUUCCCCGGUCCAGCGGCCCUCGAGGCCGGGCUCGUCGACGCGCUCGGCGGACUCGAUGAGGCGUUGAAGUUGAUUGCGGAACGCAAGUUGACGGAGAGGGGCAAGAGCGGGGUGUAUGCCGUGCUCAAGAUGGAGAUGUGGAAGGAGAGCGCGUACGUGCUCAGCAAGGAGAAUUACGAGAGCGAGGAGAAGAUCUGGGAGGAGAGGGAGGAGAGGGAGAAGGCUAGGGUUGCGGCGGGGAAGAAGUUUGUGCAGGAGUGGAAGGCUGGUAAGGCCAAGUUGUAGGAGUUGAGCAGGAAAUCUUGUGGAAGGAUAAAAGACCCCAGUACGAUAGUGGCGGAUACUUGCACGAUACUUUAAACGCAUACAUUACGACAAAUCAUUCAUGUUGAACUUCAUUUGCUCAAGAGAUCGUGUAUUGUGCUGCUAAAAAAAAAAAAGAAAAAGAGACGCUUGUUUUGUGUC
Messenger RNA from Colletotrichum godetiae, 1350 nucleotides. RefSeq names its product ClpP/crotonase-like domain-containing protein. The coding region runs from base 1 to 1170 and encodes 389 amino acids. Gene Ontology annotation, molecular function: delta(3)-delta(2)-enoyl-CoA isomerase activity. Gene Ontology annotation, biological process: fatty acid beta-oxidation. Gene Ontology annotation, cellular component: peroxisome. The record is from RefSeq and is a predicted model, not a curated record. NCBI's taxonomy places the organism in Eukaryota, Fungi, Ascomycota, Sordariomycetes, Glomerellales, Glomerellaceae. The transcript is spliced from 3 exons.